AUGGCGAAAACAAUCUCUCCUAUAACUCUCUUUUUGUUCCUACUCUUGUCAUCACUAUCUCUAACCCUAGCAACAGAUUAUCCAUUAUCCACAAAGUCACGAUGGAUAGUAAACAACAAGGGCCAACGCGUCAAGCUUGCUUGCACGAACUGGCCUUCGCACCUUAAGCCAGUGGUGGCCGAGGGGCUGAGCAGCCAGCCAAUAGAUUAUAUAUCGAAGAAGAUAAAAGACAUGGGUUUCAACUGCGUUAGGCUCACUUGGCCACUUGAGUUAAUGAUUAAUGACACUUUAGCCUUCAAUGUUACCGUCAAACAAUCAUUUGAGAGAUAUGGAUUGGAUCAUGAGCUUCAAGGGAUCUACGCUCACAAUCCAUCCAUUGUCAACAUUCCCCUCAUCAAUGUCUUUCAGGCGGUGGUAUAUAGUCUUGGAAGGCAUGAUCUGAUGGUAAUACUUGACAACCAUAAGACCGUACCGGGGUGGUGUUGCAGCAACGAUGACCCGGACGCGUUCUUCAACGACCCAAAAUUCAACCCGGAUCUAUGGAUGCUAGGUCUUAAGAAGAUGGCCACAAUUUUUUUGAACGUAAACAAUGUUGUCGGUAUGAGCCUGAGGAAUGAGCUUAGAGGCUACAAUCAUACAGCAAAAGAUUGGUACAAAUACAUGCAGAAAGGAGCAGAGGCAGUGCAUACAUCAAACCCUAACGUCCUGGUCAUACUCUCGGGGCUCAGCUUCGACGCUGACCUAAGUUUCUUAAAAGAUCGUCCAGUUAGUCUUAGCUUCAAGAAAAAACUUGUCUUGGAGCUUCAUUGGUAUGCUUUCACCGACGGUACUGGUCAAUGGAAGUCACACAAUGUCAAUGACUUUUGUAGCCAAAUGUUCGCUAAAGAGCGUCGUACUGGCGGUUUUGUUCUCGAACAAGGCUUUCCUUUGUUCUUAAGUGAGUUUGGGACAGAUCAAAGAGGUGGCGAUUUUGAAGGAAACAGGUACAUGAGUUGUAUGUUGGCAUGGGCGGCUGAGAAAGAUAUGGAUUGGGCGGUUUGGGCGCUUACAGGAGUUUAUUAUUUCCGUGAAGGCAAACGCGGUGUAGUCGAAGCUUACGGUAUGUUAGAUGCGAACUGGCACAAUGUUCAUAACUCUACUUAUCUCCGUAGGCUCUCCGUCAUUCAACCACCGCACAAAGGACCCGGUAUAAGGCGCAAUCAUCACAAGAAAAUAUUCCAUCCGUUAACCGGACUCUGCCUAGUGAGAAAGUCACCGUGCCAUGACUCUGAGCUCACGUUAGGUCCAUGCACAAAGGAUGAACCGUGGAGCUAUUCUCAUGGAGGCACACUUGAGAUCAAAGGUGGUCACAAAUCCUGCUUAGAAGGAGAAACGGCGGUAGGAAAAAGCGUGAAACUCGGCAAGAGAUGCACAAAGGUUAAGCAAAUAUCGGCCACAAAGAUGCAUUUGUCGUUUGAGACUGAUGAGGGUUCGUUGGUAUGCUUAGACGUGGAUUCGGAUAACAAUGUUAUUGCUAAUUCAUGCAAGUGUUUGACCGGAGAUGUUAGUUGUGAACCUGCAAGCCAAUGGUUCAAAAUCUUCUGA
Capsella rubella is the source of this 1584-nucleotide messenger RNA. RefSeq lists its product as uncharacterized. NCBI's taxonomy places the organism in Eukaryota, Viridiplantae, Streptophyta, Magnoliopsida, Brassicales, Brassicaceae. The record is from RefSeq and is a predicted model, not a curated record. The coding region runs from base 1 to 1584 and encodes 527 amino acids. The transcript has 5 exons. Gene Ontology annotation, molecular function: hydrolase activity, hydrolyzing O-glycosyl compounds.